Molecule: messenger RNA, 732 nt
Organism: Microdochium trichocladiopsis
Lineage: Eukaryota; Fungi; Ascomycota; Sordariomycetes; Xylariales; Microdochiaceae
Product: haloacid dehalogenase-like hydrolase
Exons: 3
Coding region: 1-732 (243 amino acids)
Molecular function (GO): beta-phosphoglucomutase activity; sugar-phosphatase activity
Source: RefSeq, a predicted model, not a curated record
AUGUCGUACACAGCACCACCACAGAACAUCACCUUCAAGGGCCUUCUUUUUGACAUGGAUGGCACCAUCAUCGACUCAACGGCAGCAGUCGAGAAGCACUGGCAUACAGUCGGCAAUGAGAUCGGUGUGGAUCCUGUUGUCAUCCUCGAGACGUCCCACGGCCGUCGGAGUAUAGACAUGCUCAAAGUCCUUGCCCCGGAAAAGGCAAACUGGGAAUAUGUUCGCCACAUGGAGGGCCUUCUACCAAAACUGCACGGCGAAGAUGCCGUGGAGAUUCCUGGUGCUCGUGCCCUUUUGGACGAGCUCAUCGCGGCUCAAGCUCCAUGGGCCAUUGUCACAUCCGGGACUGUCCCUCUUGUUACAGGCUGGCUCGAUAGACUCGAGCUGCCUCAUCCGGAACACCUCGUCACUGCCGAGUCUGUUGAGAAUGGCAAGCCCGACCCUGCUUGCUACGAGCUGGGUCUUUCGCGGCUGGGCCUCGAUAAAGCUGUCAGUGGCGAAGUCCUUGUUCUCGAGGACAGCCCCGCUGGCAUCGCGUCGGGCAAAGCUGCUGGCUGCAAGGUCAUCGGCGUCGUCACAAGCCAUACACUUGAGCAGGUUGUUGCCGCCGGCCCUGACUGGAUCGUGCAGGAUCUUCGCAGCGUCACGUUUGUUGAGUCCUUACCCGGCGCAGUCACGCUGCAGAUUUCGAAUGCGCUGGCUACGUCAGGUUACACCAGUGCACAUCUCUAA